AUGCAUUCCUCAAAUUACCUGCCCAUCUACAUCUUCCCUCUCCUCUUCUCCUUCGCCAGUGCUCAAACUGCUGAUGGCGCUAUCGUCCCCUUUUCCACGCUCCCAACAUGCGCUGCAACUUGCGGUCCUCUCUACGACGUCCAAGGCGCCUGCGCACCUCCCGCCCAGACGUCCGUCAACCAGAAUUGUUUCUGCACCGAUACGCGCCUCACACCCUUUCUUCAAGGCACAAGCAAUGUUGCCAGCGUAUGCGGUGCCGCGAGUUGUUCCGCGGCCAGCGAUUUGCAGGCUCUCCAGACCUGGUAUGAAGGGUAUUGUAAGAGUACAAGCGCAACAACAUCUACAACAGCGGGAGGAACUGCGACGACAACAGGUACAGCGGGGUCGAGUACAAAAACGAGUGCAGGAAGUUCUGGAAGUACGAGUAAGAGUACGAGCACCAAUGGAAAUCCGAGUUGGCUCUCAUCCCAUGUAAAAUGGGUAGUCAUGCUCAUCAUCCUCGCCAUCGCCAUACCCGCCAUAUGGAUAGCAGCUAUAUUCCUACGUCGCCGCUACAUCCGCAAAAGGGAUCGCGAGAUCGAGAUGCGUCCCCCUGUGGCCAUCGGGCCCCAUCAGGUCCAAGCGAUGAGUGGAGGAUACAGUUAUGGAGACGGUGUUGUGGAUCAACAUGGAAAGAGAAGUGGUGUUGGUGGAAGGGGGCCUAGCAAUGGGAGUGGAGGGCAUAGUAAAGAUAUGAGUGCGAGCGCGGUGGUUGCAACGCCUGCGGACGGGACGAGAGAGAAGAAGGGCUGGUUGCAGAAGGCGAGGAGAUGA
Molecule: messenger RNA, 813 nt
Organism: Lachnellula hyalina
Lineage: Eukaryota; Fungi; Ascomycota; Leotiomycetes; Helotiales; Lachnaceae
Exons: 2
Coding region: 1-813 (270 amino acids)
Source: RefSeq, a predicted model, not a curated record